AUGUUUAGUUCUCGCUUAUUCUCGAGUAGAUUAUCAAUAUCCAGAGGAUUAGCAAUUCCUCGAAUUGGCACUACUACUUCAGUGUUUUCCCCUACAAAAAUCAUAUCCAGAAAUUAUGCCGUAUAUCUUCCAAUAAAACGUAAAAGGCAGGCAAGAUUAAGAUAUAUAUUCUAUAUGGUCUUAGUUUCAUUCGGAGCAAUGUAUUAUGUUUCCCAUAGUGUCGAUAAACGAAAUGUCAAGAAAUCAUUUUCAGAAGGUGAAUUUAAACAAUAUGAACAAGAAACGGGAUUAAGAAGAAGACAUAAAUUGAUUAGUCAUGAUUUAAAUGAAAAAUAUCAAUUUUAUGUUGUUCCUUAUGUCCAUGACAACCAAGCGAUUGAUAAGAUUGUUAAGCGAGUAGAAGAAUUGGGUAGGAAGGUUAGAGUUAUUGAUCCUGCUGAAUUGAUUAAGACUGAGAAAGAGGAUGAACGGAAUAAAUAUUGUUAUCUUUUACAAGAUUUAGAUGAUGGUCAUAAGGAAUAUCCUGCAGGGUUGAUAACUGCGUUGAUUAAGCAAUAUAUUUCAUUCUUUAUGAAUACUAGGGAUGGAACUUUUGAUACCACGUUUAUUAUUAAGAAUUAUCCUCAACAUACUGCCGAAGCUAUUAAGUUUGAAAAUGAUGUAUGUGAUAUUAAUCAAUGUAUUGUUUUAAAUGAUGAUAUUGAGAAUCAGUUGCCUCAAGAAAAGGAUGAUGAGACAGUUAGAGCAAUUAAGAAUGUCGAUGGAUAUUUUGGAUCAGUUGGGAAAACAAAAACACUUGUAAAUAAAUCUAACAAAUUAGAAUCGGAGUUGAAAAAGGUUAUAUCUGAAGAUUUCUAA
This is a messenger RNA of Hemisphaericaspora subhashii, 858 nucleotides long. RefSeq lists its product as uncharacterized. The transcript has a single exon. NCBI's taxonomy places the organism in Eukaryota, Fungi, Ascomycota, Pichiomycetes, Serinales, Debaryomycetaceae. The record is from RefSeq and is a predicted model, not a curated record. Bases 1 to 858 code for a protein of 285 amino acids.